GAAAAAACUGCACUCGCGUCUUUGUCCAGUAGAGAGCGCUGUAACACCACUGACAACCGCCACAAGAAGAAGAAAACAGUUUGCGACAGUGCAGCUCGCGUUGCGGUAACUGUUUUGCGACGACUGUUCCUUUUAACGCCACACGUGUGUACAGUCCGGUGUUGAGCCAACAUGGCUAAAAUUUCUAAAAAGAGAGAGAGCAAAAAGAGUCGAAAACCGUCCAAAGUGACAAAUAAGACAACGCCAGUGAAGCCGGAAGUAAGUUAUGAUGAUGACGACGCGGAGGUUGUCAGCGAGGGGGACGAGAACAUCACCAGUGAGGAGGAGGAAGAUGAGAGAAAACACCAAAAGUUGCUGGAGGCCAUCAGUGCCCUGGGAGGUAAGAAAAAGAAGAAGCUGGCUGAAAGAUCCGAGGCAGCCGUGCAGAUGUCUGAGUUCACGGUCAAUGCGGAGGGCGAAGGCGACAAAAUCGACCUGUCAGACCUCAUUGGCACCCUGAACAAAACCCCCGCUGUCCCAAAGAAGACCAAGAAGCAGCUCCAGAACCUCCAGACCAAGAACACCAUUGAGAGUCCUCUCAGCAAGCAAGAGAGCGAGCGGAUCCAGAGAGAUGUGGCGUUUCAGAAGUCUGCUGCAGAGGUGUCCCGCUGGACGAGUAUCAUCAAGCAGAACCAGAGGGCCGAGCAGCUGGUCUUCCCCCUCAAGCAGGAGCCCUCGGGCCGCAGACCCGUGGAGAAGGUGGUGUGUGGCUGGAAAGCACAAACCCCGCUCGAGCAGGAGAUCUUCAGCCUGCUGUCCGUCAACAAGCAGCCCAUCAACGACCCCGUCCUGACUCCCAAAGAGGAGGCGUCCAUGAGGGCCAUGAGUCUGGAGGACGCCAGGAUCCGCCGCGCAGAGCUGCAGAAAGCCAGGGCCCUGCAGUCGUACUACGAGGCAAAGGCCACCAGAGAGAGGAGGAUCAAGAGCAAGAAAUACCACAAGGUCCAAAACAAGGCAAAGCGCAAAGAGUUCCUGAAGCAGUUUGAUGAGAUGGUGAAAAGCAACCCUGCCGCGGCCCUGGAGGAGCUGAAUAAGAUGGAGCUGUCCAGGAUGCAGGAGAGGAUGUCGCUCAAACACCAGAACAGCAGCAAGUGGGCCAAGUCCAAGGCCGUCAUGGCAAAAUAUGAUGGGGAGGCUCGCAAAGCCAUACAGCAGCAGCUGGAGAUCAACAAAGACCUGACUGAGAAGCUGGCCGCCUCACUCAACAAGGAAGAGGGGGAGGAGGAUGAAGACGUCGGCGAUCCAGAGGUGCUGCCUGAUUUUGUGAAUGAUGCCGAGACCGGGUCAGAUCCUGCAAACCCAUGGAUGAGAGGCAAGCUGUCUGCAGAGCCCGCAGAGAAGGAGGCUAGUGACUGUGAGGCACCGAGUGUGGCGAUGGGAAACACCGAGGAAGAGGAGGAUGAGCAGGAAGUCGAGGAAACCGAGGAGGAAGCGCUGCUCAGGGAGUUUGACAGCCGGCGGAAACUGCGUCAGUCUCAAGAGUCUGACAAAGACCCGGAGAUGUGUGUGACUGAUGAGGAGGAGGCGGAGGAGGAGCACGAAGCCACAGCCACCGACCAUCCAGACACGUCUGACAAAGAGGAAGAGGAGCUUUCAGAGUUCAAGAGCCUCCUGCAGGGGAUAACAGACAGCCAGGCGUCCAGAGCGGAAAUGCCUGCGGAUGCUGAGCCAACGCAGACUUCAGCUCCACUUGAGGAGGGGCUGGUGAGGAUCAGGACGCUGGAGGACAUUGAGCUCCUCGGUCAGGAGGAGGCGCCCACUGAUGAAGCACCAGCUGAGACCCAGGAGCCCCCAUCGACACAGGCCCCGUCGUCUGCUCCUGAAAAAGCAAAGAGGAAAAGAAAGAGGGCAAUCGAUGUGAAAGAUGUUCUCACCAAGGAGGCCAAAGUCAUCCGAGUCCCACUGGACCCGACUGUGGAGGAUGCUGAGGAGUUGGAUGAGAAGGACGGACAGAGGGGCCUCAUUAAAGAGGCAUUUGCCGCCGAUGACGUCAUCUCGGACUUCCUCAAGGAUAAGAGGAAGCAGGAGGACGCGGGGAAGCCUAAGGUGGUGGACUUGACCUUGCCCGGGUGGGGAGAAUGGGGCGGCAUUGGCCUCAAACCCUCCCGCAAAAAGCGCAAGAAGUUCAGAGUGAAAGUGGCGCCCCCUCCUCCUCCGAGAAAAGAUCAAAACCUGCCCUGCGUCAUCAUCUCCGAGAGCAGAAACAGCUCCGCCUGCGCUCACCAGGUGAGCUCGCUGCCGUUCCCCUUCAAGAACCCCUCACAGUUCGAGAGCACGAUCCGCACUCCCUCGGGCCGGACCUGGAACACGGAGCGGACUGUGAAAAAGAUCACCAAGCCCAAGGUGGUCACCCGGCUGGGGGCCAUCAUUGAGCCAAUCGCUCGGGAGGAUGUGAUGAAGGAUCUGAUGAAGAACCAGAAGCAGGCGUCUGCUGGGAAACACACUAAAGGCCAUGUGGACUCGAAAAACAAGAAAAAACACAUGAACAAAAAGAAAACAGUUACAGCACGUUAAAUCUGAUGUUUGACUAGAUGUCUGAAAUUGCUAAGUGCUAAGGCUACUAAAUAACAUGUAGCCAUUCAUUUCUGUGUGGGCCUGUGGGAUCAAGUCACUUCAAGUCAUGUGUGAGAGUUUUGUAAUAUUUUUUUCUUUAUAAAAAAACUGAAAGCCUCCUUUUUCUUUUUCUCUGGAGCUUUUCACAAUAUUUUUUCGCAUAUUUGACUUAAAAUGUAUUCAGUCAAUUAAUAGUUAAUACUGAACUUGAAAUAAAUCGCAGUGCGUGAGGUGAUGAUA
Molecule: messenger RNA, 2832 nt
Organism: Myripristis murdjan (pinecone soldierfish)
Lineage: Eukaryota; Metazoa; Chordata; Actinopteri; Holocentriformes; Holocentridae
Product: U3 small nucleolar RNA-associated protein 14 homolog A
Exons: 1
Coding region: 172-2553 (793 amino acids)
Biological process (GO): rRNA processing
Cellular component (GO): nucleolus; small-subunit processome
Source: RefSeq, a predicted model, not a curated record